Messenger RNA from Penicillium manginii, 990 nucleotides. RefSeq lists its product as uncharacterized. The transcript has 6 exons. The record is from RefSeq and is a predicted model, not a curated record. Gene Ontology annotation, cellular component: cytoplasm. Lineage: Eukaryota; Fungi; Ascomycota; Eurotiomycetes; Eurotiales; Aspergillaceae. The coding region runs from base 1 to 990 and encodes 329 amino acids.
AUGGUCAAAACACUUCCCUUCGGCGAUCUUCAGGUCCCUACGCCCGGAUUCGGUGCAAUGGGCCUUAGCUUUGGCUUGGGCAGCAAGCUAAGCUUAGAAGAAGCUGAGCCUGUUUUGCUGAAAGCAAUUGAGUUAGGAUGUACAUUCUGGGACACUGCUGUUGUCUAUGCGGCUGGUAUCAAUGAGAAACUUCUAGGUGACUUUAUCAGAAAGCACAACGUUCGCGAUAAGGUGUUUAUCGCAUCGAAGUGUGGAUUUGACGUUUUUGGAGAAUCGGGAGGGGGUGUCACCAACUCUGCCUCGCAUAUCAAGGAGUACAUUGAGGGCACGAUCGAGCGACUUGGUUUCGCUCCUGACCUAUACUACUUGCAUCGAAUUGACCCGAAUACACCUCUUACAGAAUCCAUUCCGGCGCUAGAUGAGAUUCGAAAAGCCGGCAAGACCAAGUACAUUGGGCUCUCGGAAUGCUCAGCUAAAACCCUGCGGACGGCUAAUACAAUCGCAAAAAUUGAUGCGAUCCAAGCCGAGUAUUCGGCAUUCGAAACACUGCAUGAGACAGAUGGGCUCAUCGAUACCGCCAAAGAGUUGGGUGUCGCAUAUGUCGCCUAUAGCCCGCUAGGACACGGCUGGCUCGUGGACGAAUUCGAUUAUGAAUCACCUGACGACUUUGCCCCUGAUGAUUUCCGUCGUGGCUCUCCCAAGUUCCAAGGCGAGAAUUUCUACCAGAACAAGAAAAUUGUCGAGGAAAUCAAGAAGCUCGCGACUCGCAAGGGGUGCAAGAUCAGCCAAAUCGCAAUUGCCUGGGUUGUUAGCCAGGGAUUGAUCCCUAUCCCUGGAACCACGAAGCCAAGCCGCCUUGAAGAAAACUGGAAGUCUCGAGAUAUUGAAAUAACCGAGGAAGAAGCGCAAGACAUGCGUCGCAUCAUUGAUGCUGGCAAGCCACAUGGAAACAGGUAUAGUGCCGUCCAUCAAGCCAUGGUUGGCCACUAG